Messenger RNA from Athalia rosae (coleseed sawfly), 4000 nucleotides. RefSeq names its product gamma-aminobutyric acid receptor alpha-like (gene Grd). Gene Ontology annotation, biological process: nervous system process; chemical synaptic transmission; regulation of membrane potential. Gene Ontology annotation, cellular component: neuron projection; synapse; membrane. NCBI's taxonomy places the organism in Eukaryota, Metazoa, Arthropoda, Insecta, Hymenoptera, Athaliidae. The transcript is spliced from 9 exons. Bases 1948 to 3438 code for a protein of 496 amino acids. The record is from RefSeq and is a predicted model, not a curated record. Gene Ontology annotation, molecular function: GABA-A receptor activity; neurotransmitter receptor activity; extracellular ligand-gated monoatomic ion channel activity.
AAAAUCCCCUGAAAUAAGUAACGGCGUACAAUACUACCUGCAAAAAUUGACCUGAUGAAAAUGUUAGCGGCGAAUCAAAAUUAUAUUUUGCGCGGUCGAUCGCCCGUUACGACGAACAUACGUUACACGUAUAUCACGGAGUGGGUGCCUCGUGUCCUCGGCAAACGAACGAAGGGUCCCGGGAUACUACGCAAGGGCGUUCAAUUUAGUCGAAAUCUCGCGCAAAACUUUCCUCGGAUGUUAAAGCUGAUAGCUAUGUAGCCGGGACGGGGUUACGCCGGUUGUAAAAUGUCGCGGUUUAAGGGUUGCAACGUCGGUCCUACGUCAACGAAAUGACUCGAUGUAUCGCCUCGCGAGGCGUGACGGACCACCUUGAUUACCGAAAGACCCUUUAACGGAAGAGGGAAAAGGCGAACCUGCGAAGAGGCACCGAUCAAGGACAAAGGGAGAUACGGCGGAGAGGAGCGAGUCGGACGGAGGGUUCGAACGAGAGGGAGAUAAAGAGGAAGAGGAGAGAAAAGAACGGAGGGGAAGUUUUAUCACCCCCGCGCGGUAGACACUCGAAGGUAUCGCCGAAAAGUGCAAGACCAUGCUCCCCGGAAGCGGGACAUAAGUGUGCACUGAUUACAGCUGGGGACCGACUGCCUCCGCUGCCGUAGGAUUGCGCAAAAGUGUUGACACUCAAUUUGCACGAGUAGCGGGAGAUUCCGGCAGUAAAUAUACCGGCGAAGUGAUUAGCGCGAUACGAUCAGACAGUCGCUAGUUUCGAGUGGGUAAUUGAAAUGACCUACUUAGCCGUCGUACACGUUUUCCCGGGGGACGUAGAACGGAGCUUUGAGUGUUUUAGGUGCCCCGACAACUUUUCGAAGCAACUGCCAGAAGCGUGGCGAUGGGGUUGCGGAAGCUCCGCGGACUACCUAUGCUGACCACGUGCAAUCAUCGAGUUCCGCUGUUACGGAAGGGCGAAAUCGAUGCCUCUUCCAAAAGUUUCACGGCGUAUUUCUCCAUUAGGACCGAGAAGUUCGGGGGCCAACUUCCAACUAGUUUCUGAAAAUAAUUUAUUCAAUCCAUAACAGGGUGAUGAAAUGGUACGUUUCCGACUCACGUCUUCCCAACGUCCGCUAACGUCAGUCAGUCUUUUUCACUUUUGCCAUUUUUCCGGAGGCUUGUACAAACACCCUACAUGCACGUGUCUCCGACGCUCUUCUCUUCUCCCAAAAGGUACCUCUCAGCAGGACCCCCCCAACCCAACUUGGCCACUCCACUGCUGUCGGCGUACACGCCGCUCAGAAGCUCACGCUACGGAAAGUUAACUUCGUCGAGCCUCGAGAAAUCCAAAGAUCAUUGAGAGAAAUAAAAAUGUCGACAGAACAGAGGGAGGUGCGUUGGAAUUUUUUACAAAGGACCUUCCGCAGAAACGAUCAGAAGCAUGGCAUGGACAAAGUUCCAUGGCGUUUAAUUUCCAGUCGGUAGACAUCCAACUCGGUUCGAUUAGCUGCGAUCCUUUCAAUCGGUUGAGACGGAGACCCCGUUCAGAUUUGAGGAUCAACGCGCGCGAGGGGUUGCAGAAGGAAGGGAAACAGCGACGCCCCGUCGUCAACAGCUGUCCGAUAACCGAGCAUCAGUGCGCGUCGUGGCGCGGCCACGUGCUUUUCGCAAGCUCGGAGGAUCCGAGAGAGAAAAAACGCAGCUACCUUUCGAUCCUCGACAGUCGACUCCGCUGCUGUCCGCGGGGAUUAUUUAUAUUUCGAAUGAGUCACGCGAUAAUUAGCGACAUUCGGUGAAAUAUAAUCCAUUGACGCGCGUGAUUAAAAUUUCAUCGUCCUCGAAUCAGAUCGUCGAUCAUGUGAGUGGAUUGGAUGAAGGAAUACGAGUGGAUCGGAAAGAGCUGGUUGCCCGACGAAGAAAUGGCAGACUCGGAAAGGUGACUGGAUCGGAGUGAAAAUCAUGAGGAAACUUGUUCUCCUCGCAAUCGCCAAUCUCAUAACGUCCUACGCCUCCUUUCUAGCCGUGGCGGGAUCCAGACACCCCGUCGGUCAGCGAACGCAGAGCAACGAUCAUGGAAACAUUUCCGAACUAUUAGACAAUCUCCUCCGAGGUUACGACAACAGCGUACGUCCGGAUUUCGGAGGGCCACCUGCUACCGUGGAGGUUGACAUUAUGGUUCGCAGUAUGGGGCCGAUAUCCGAGGUGGACAUGACCUACUCGAUGGAUUGCUAUUUCCGGCAAUCCUGGGUCGACAGACGGCUCGCUUUUAAAGGUGGUAAGGAAACCUUGGCACUGAGCAUAUCGAUGCUAGCUAGGAUCUGGAAGCCAGAUACGUACUUCUACAACGGGAAACAGAGUUAUCUUCACACCAUCACGAGUCCGAAUAAAUUUGUCAGACUCUAUAAAGACGGGAGGGUGCUCUACAGUUCACGACUAACGAUAAAGGCAGGCUGUCCGAUGAAUCUCGAAGACUUCCCGAUGGACACGCAAAGAUGCCCUUUGAGAUUCGGGAGUUUUGGGUACACCAGCCAGGACGUCAUAUACAAAUGGAACAACGCCAGGCAAGUCGCUAUCGCCGAGGAUAUGAAAUUGUCGCAGUUCGAUCUGGUCGCUAAUCCAACGGCCAAUCAUUCCACGGCGCCUUCGCUGUCCCACAGGGAAUAUUCAAUGCUGUUGGUCUCGUUCCACCUGCAAAGACACAUGGGAAAUUUUCUGAUACAAGUUUACGGCCCCUGCGUUCUUCUAGUGGUUCUAUCUUGGGUUUCGUUUUGGUUGAAUCGCGAGGCAACGGCCGACAGAGUUUCCUUAGGCAUAACAACGGUCUUGACGAUGACCUUUUUGGGCCUUGAAGCCAGAACGGAUCUUCCAAAAGUCCCUUACCCAACGGCGCUGGAUUUCUUCGUGUUUCUGUCAUUUGCAUUCAUUUUUGCGACGAUCAUCCAAUUUGCCGUAGUUCAUUACUUCACCAAGUAUGGUUCGGGCGAAUGUUACUUCAGUUCGGACUUCAGCGAUAUGGACAGUGACUCGGACAGCGAUAAGGACGAGUGGAAAAGGACCAGUCAACGACACGCGGAGCGGAGGAAGUCAUCGAAUAUUUCGAAUUCGCGGAACCGCGGAAACAGGGGGUGCCCCGUGAAUGGAGAGAGGGUAAUAGAGGUGAUACCUCUGUCCGAAAUUCCACUUCCGGAGACCAGACAUCGGUCAAGUGGACAGUGGCAGCUGACUUGCAUAACUUGCAGUCCCCCACCCCCGUUGCCGACACCCCCGAGAAGGAUAUCGACGCGGAAACGGCGAAAAAGAGCGCCCAGAUAUAAUUCGGUUUCGAAAAUAGAUCGAGCUAGUAGGGUGGUAUUUCCCCUGUUGUUUUUAGCAAUCAACGUUUUUUACUGGUGCGCAUAUCUAUCCAGAAGCGAACGAAUUACUUAUUACAACGCCAAUUCACCCGCGUGAAUAAAUCUUGGUGAUUAUAAGGAUAGAUAGUUACAUGAACUUUUGGAACUAGUGUGAGCGCAUCGGGUUUUAUACGUACAGGGUUCGGUCUGCUCUAGGCUGUUGUAUUUUGACGUUAUUUUCUAACCCGGGAAAAUCAACUUUCGGUGAUGAAUUCAUUGUCUUUAUAAGCCCGACUAAUUUUCACGACGAUGUGUAAUCACUCGCACAUCAUAUCGUUCGAUUUAAUUUUGGGCUCCACUGAUCACGAGACUGUUAGUAUUUGAGAUAUUUCCAUACAACUUUUGCCAUCAAACGUCCACUUUUCAUCUUCAAUAAAUACUGAAGCGUGAAUUUGUGAUUACCAAGUAUGUUUUAACUGAUUGAAAAUGCCUAUUUUGUUAUGAAUCAGAAUAAGAUUCACUUCGUCCGUAAAAGUGUUACUCAUUUGUUAUAAAAACACAGACUUCAGUCUAGGAAUAACUUCGCAACUUGCACGAUAUAACAUGUUGAUUUGUAACUUACAUCGAUAAUUACCAAUAAAUACCCAUCAAAAGAAUAAAAAUUAUUCGAUCACUGAUCA